AUGGGCCACCACGGCGACGAGAAGGACCGCAUCGUGAUUAACGUGGGCGGCAUCAAGCACCAGACAUACCGCGGCACGUUGCGAACGCUGCCCGGGACGCGCCUCUCCUGGCUGGCUGAACCCGACGCCGCCAGUCACUUUGACUAUGACGCGGCCGCCAAUGAGUUUUUCUUCGAUCGGCACCCGGGCGUCUUUGCCCACAUUCUUAACUACUACCGCACCGGUAAGCUGCACUGCCCGGCCGACGUGUGCGGACCCCUGUAUGAGGAGGAACUCGCCUUCUGGGGCAUCGACGAGACCGACGUGGAGCCGUGCUGCUGGAUGGCCUACAGACAGCACCGUGAGGCCGAGGAAGCGCUGGUCAGUUUUGGUGGAGCGACUUUGCUAGACAGUGCUGCACACGAUGAACCAGAAGGUGAAACUGGCGCACACGAAGCACCUGCUGAAGGGGAUGAAGGAGCGGACAUGACACGAAGACUGGCGCUGGAAGACUCACCCGAGACACGAUCAAGUCGGUGGAGCCGCUGGCAGAGGAAGAUGUGGGCUCUCUUCGAGGACCCCUAUUCAUCCAAAUACGCGCGGUGGGUGGCAUUUGCAUCUUUGUUCUUCAUUCUGGUGUCCAUCACUACAUUUUGUCUGGAGACUCAUGAAGCCUUCAACCCUAUAGUUAACCAUACUGAGAUUGAAAUUGUGGAUAAUGAAACCCUGGUGCAUUUUUACCUCAAGACUGAGACCAUGGUACAGCUUACCUACAUAGAAGGAGUAUGUGUCAUCUGGUUCACCUUUGAGUUCUUAAUACGAAUAACCUUCUGUCCUGACAAAAUCAAAUUCAUUAAAAAUGCCCUCAACAUUAUUGAUUUUGUGGCCAUUUUACCCUUCUACUUGGAAGUGGGUCUUAGUGGCCUGUCCUCUAAAGCUGCAAAAGAUGUCCUAGGGUUCCUGCGUGUUGUCCGCUUCGUCCGGAUUCUGCGUAUCUUUAAGCUGACACGGCACUUUGUGGGUCUGCGGGUACUGGGGCACACACUGCGAGCCAGCACCAACGAAUUCAUCCUUCUAAUCAUCUUCCUUGCUCUUGGAGUUCUUAUCUUUGCCACCAUGAUUUACUAUGCGGAACGUAUUGGAGCCAACCCUAAUGAUCCCCGUGCAAGCGAUCACACACAUUUUAAGAACAUUCCCAUUGGUUUUUGGUGGGCUGUGGUCACGAUGACAACACUUGGCUAUGGUGACAUGUAUCCUUCUACAACAUCAGGUAUGUUGGUUGGGGCACUUUGUGCUCUGUCUGGUGUGCUGACCAUUGCCAUGCCUGUGCCUGUGAUUGUCAACAACUUUGGCAUGUAUUACUCUUUGGCAAUGGCUAAACAGAAACUUCCUAAAAAAAAGAACAAGCAUAUCCCACGAGCACCUCAGCUGGGGUCCCCCAACUACUGUAAGUCGGUCAUUAACUCGCCAAGACCCAGCACACACAGUGAUUCCUGUCCACUGGCCCAGGAAGAAGUCUCUGAGAUAAGAUACCAAGAUUUUAAGGUGAAUGGGGAGGCAUCCAAAGCUGCCCUGGCCAAUGAGGACUGUCCACAUAUUGACCAAGCUGUGUCACCGGAGGAGGUUUUCAGCCCUGUGGACCGUGAGAGACCCUGCUUCCUACUAACUUCAGCAGAACGGGGCAAUCACCUAGGGGCGAGAGUCCGGAAGGGUUACGAAAAGCCAUGGAGCCAUAGCAGCAUGUCCGGAGGCGUGGCCUCAGUGUCGGCCCUCCCCUGCAGCCCGCCCUGUCUCAUGCAGCAGGCCCACUCCCCCAUCCCAUCCAUCCUGUAGCAUGGACAAGCAAACUAACCAAUCAGAGGCCUCGCUCUGCAGCGCUGCGCUGAGACGCCUGCCCACACUGUGUACCAUCCGUCUCUCAUCAACCUUCAAUUCUUCAGUCCUUCCCUACUUUUGUUUUCAUCCUGACCCUUUUGGGUUACUU
This is a messenger RNA of Trichomycterus rosablanca, 1963 nucleotides long. RefSeq names its product potassium voltage-gated channel, Shaw-related subfamily, member 1b (gene kcnc1b). Lineage: Eukaryota; Metazoa; Chordata; Actinopteri; Siluriformes; Trichomycteridae. Bases 1 to 1812 code for a protein of 603 amino acids. The record is from RefSeq and is a predicted model, not a curated record. The transcript is spliced from 4 exons. Gene Ontology annotation, molecular function: delayed rectifier potassium channel activity; protein binding. Gene Ontology annotation, cellular component: axon terminus; postsynaptic membrane; voltage-gated potassium channel complex. Gene Ontology annotation, biological process: potassium ion transmembrane transport; protein homooligomerization.